UAUACUUUAUACAUUUGUUGAGUGUUCACUGUACAUGACAUGUAAUCUUGAGUGUUCUAAAAAAACUGCUGUAGCAUUGGGUGGUAAUAAACGUCAUUUAAAAUUUUGUUGUCGAAAUCAUAUUUUUAAGAAAAUAGUGUUUUACGAGUAAAUUUCGAAAAAAAAAUCCAUCAAAAUGUUUAGUUGGUUAUCGAAGGAAAACAGUAAACAAGAAAUGUACGAGUCAGUGGUAUCGGGUUUGAAAUCAAUUUAUCGUGAAAAGUUACUACCUUUGGAACAACAUUAUCAGUUCCAUGAUUUUCAUUCACCACAAUUGGACGAUCCAGAUUUCGAUGCAAAACCAUUGAUCCUCCUGGUUGGACAAUAUUCCACUGGUAAAACAACAUUUAUACAAUAUUUGUUAGAACGAGAUUUUCCUGGAAUACGAAUUGGUCCGGAACCGACAACAGAUCGUUUUAUAGCGGUUAUGUACGAUGAAAAAGAAGGUGUUAUCCCUGGUAACGCGCUUGUUGUGGACCCAAAACGACAAUUUCGUCCAUUAUCUAAGUUUGGUAACGCAUUUUUGAAUCGAUUUCAAUGUUCACUUGUUUCGUCGCCAGUGUUAAAAGGUAUUUCGAUUGUGGAUACACCGGGUAUUUUAUCCGGUGAAAAACAACGAGUGGAUCGUGGAUACGAUUUUACGGGUGUGUUGGAAUGGUUUGCGGAACGUGUGGAUCGAAUUAUUUUAUUGUUUGAUGCACAUAAAUUGGAUAUUUCGGAUGAGUUUCGACGAUCGAUUGAAGCGCUUCGAGGACAUGACGAUAAAAUUCGAAUUGUGUUAAAUAAAGCGGAUAUGAUCGAUCAUCAACAGUUAAUGCGAGUUUAUGGUGCGUUAAUGUGGUCGUUAGGGAAAGUUUUACAAACACCGGAAGUGGCGAGAGUGUAUAUUGGAUCAUUCUGGGAUAAACCGUUACGGUAUGAUGUGAAUCGAAAACUUUUCGAAGAUGAAGAACAAGAUUUAUUUAAAGAUUUACAAUCGUUACCACGUAAUGCGGCGUUACGUAAAUUAAACGAUUUAAUAAAACGUGCGCGUUUAGCAAAAGUUCAUGCGUAUAUAAUCGCGGAGUUACGUAAAGAUAUGCCGUCGAUGUUUGGUAAAGACGGUAAGAAAAAGGAGUUGAUUAAGAAUUUAGGACAAAUUUAUGAUAAAUUACAAAAAGAACAUCAAAUAUCACCCGGUGAUUUCCCAGAAUUACGAAAAAUGCAAGAAAAUUUACAGAAUCAUGAUUUUACGAAAUUCCAUCCGAUUAAACAACGAUUAUUGGAUGUUGUGGAUAAAAUGUUAGCUGAAGAUAUUUCGAAAUUAAUGUCGAUGAUCCCACAGGAUGAAGAAAUCCAUGAUAUUGAACCAUUGGUUCAAGGAGGUGCCUUCGAAGGAGUCAGUGACGUCUCAUCACCAUUUGGUUAUAAACGUGGAGAAGGUGUUGACGCUGGUGCUGGUGAUCCUGAAUGGAUUAUUGCCAAAGAUAAGAAACAAUAUGAUGAAAUGUUUAAUAAACUAUCACCGGUUGAUGGUAAAAUUACUGGAGCAGCUGCAAAAUCCCAAAUGGUUCAAUCAAAAUUACCGAACUCAGUACUAGCAAAAAUAUGGAAAUUAUCCGAUAUCGAUAAAGAUGGAUUUUUGGACGAUGAUGAAUUUGCAUUGGCAAUGCAUUUAAUCAACAUUAAAAUCGAUGGACACGAUUUACCAACAGAAUUACCACAACAUUUAAUACCACCAUCAAAAAAACAAAAUAAGAAAGUUCUAAAUUCAAAUAACACUAACGAACAUUUUAAGGACUGUGAUCAAUAAUUUAAAGAAAUCAAUUCUUUUUUUUUUUUUAUAUAUAUAUAUAUAAAAUAUUAUAAACAAAUUUUUAUGUAAACAAAUUUA
This is a messenger RNA of Chrysoperla carnea, 1912 nucleotides long. It is a transcript of the gene Past1, whose product is annotated as EH domain-containing protein 3. Gene Ontology annotation, molecular function: GTP binding; protein binding; calcium ion binding. The transcript has 3 exons. Gene Ontology annotation, cellular component: cytoplasm; plasma membrane. The coding region runs from base 176 to 1831 and encodes 551 amino acids. Gene Ontology annotation, biological process: endocytosis; endosomal transport. The record is from RefSeq and is a predicted model, not a curated record. Lineage: Eukaryota; Metazoa; Arthropoda; Insecta; Neuroptera; Chrysopidae.